This is a messenger RNA of Acanthosepion pharaonis, 1188 nucleotides long. Lineage: Eukaryota; Metazoa; Mollusca; Cephalopoda; Sepiida; Sepiidae. The record is from the annotation of a GenBank genome assembly.
AUGUUCCAAUUGUUUCUAACGCGACUGAUUAGCCAACUGUCAUGGCGCCAUGCACGGCCCCAUGGGACAAUACCUUACACAUCACCUUGCCGACUUGGAGAUGUCUCGCACAAUUCUUCUGCCUUUUCUGACCGGCCUCCUAAACUACUUUACUUUCUUCUUCUUCUUCUUCUUCUUCUUCUUCUUCUUCUUCUUCUUCUUUAUCUACACAUAUUUCUUUCUCCUCUUUUGUCUUUUUUGCUUCUUUUGUUUAUUUUCCUCAUUGCUUUUAUCUUUUAUUUCAAUUUCUCUUUUCUUUUCUUAUGGUUCAUUUUCUUUCUUAUAUUUACUUUUUCAUCGAAAUUCUUUCCUGUAGCGCUCUUUCUUUCUUUCUUUCUUUCUUUCUUUCUUUCUUUCUUUCUUUCUUUCUUUCUAGUAUUUUAUUUUAAUGCUUUAUAUCCUUUCCCAUUGCGAUCAUUUACUAUAUUUCAUUAUAUUUUUCAUUCUCUCUUUCGAUCGUUUAAUUUAUUUUUUAUUUUCGUUAUUCAUUCAUUCAUUCAUUCAUCUAUUGUUUGUUUCUUUCUUUCUUUAUUUUAUUUUCUUUCUUUUUCUUUCUUUCUUUAUUCUUUUUUUAUUCCUUUCUUUCUUUCAUUCUUUCUUUCUUUUACUUAUUUUCUUUUUUUUUUCUUUCUGUCUUUCUUUUUUUCUUUCGAUUAUUUUCAUUUUCUUUCUUUCCUUCCCCAUUUGUCUGAUUUCCAUUCUUUCUUUCUUUCUUUCUUUCUUUCUUUCUUUUAUUCCUUGUCUUAUUUACAGUAUUUUCUUUCUUUUUCUUUCUUUUUAUUUCUUUCUGUCUUUCUUUCUUUUAUUUCCAUUAUUUUUUCAUUUUCAUUUUGUUUCUUUCGUUUUUCUUUCUUCCUUUCGCCAUUUGUCUUAUUUCCAUUCUUUCUUUCUUUUUUUUCUUUCUUUCUUUUCUAUUAUUUUCUUUCUUUCAUUUUUUGUUUUCUCUUUUCUCACUUUCUUUCUUUCUUUCUUUCUUUUUUCUUUCCUUUAUUUUCUUUUAUUUAUAGUAUUUUCUUUCUUUUUAAAGUUUUCUUUCUUUCUUUUAUUUCCAUUAUUUUUCAUUUUCAUUUUAUUUAUUUUUUUUUCUUUCUUCCUUCCUCAUGUUUCUUAUUUCCAUUCUUUCUUUCUUUCUUUCUUUAUUUCUAUUAA